Camellia sinensis is the source of this 1482-nucleotide messenger RNA. The record is from RefSeq and is a predicted model, not a curated record. Lineage: Eukaryota; Viridiplantae; Streptophyta; Magnoliopsida; Ericales; Theaceae.
AGUGUCGGCCUGAAAACGAGAGGCAUGGGGGGUAAAACGACGUCAGAUUAGGAAUUCUACAACAAGAAUGGCAAUCAUUAAAACGGAAAAGCAAAGAGCGUCAUCGCAGGGACAGAGAACAACAUUACAAAAAAGAGCAAAAAGUCGAAUUUUCAGAUAGCUGUUCGUCACAUCCUCUCUCUCACCUAGGUCACCGAUUACUCUCUCUAUUUCACAUUUUACUCGUAAUCCACAAAAUCUGGAAGUUUUUUCUUCUAAUGCCCUCGCUUUGGAGAGGCAAUGGCUGUCAAGAGGGGAUUGUCGGGUACAGGCAACAGAAGCGGCAGUGAAUCUCUGUCAUGGAUGGUGAUUCUUGUCUCCUUUUCACUGCUUGCACCGUUGAUUUUCUUUGUCGGACGAGGAGGACUCUAUACUUCAACAUUGAUUGGUCAAAAUGAUACUUUAACUGGUCCUCAUAAAGAGAACAUAGAGUGGAGAGAAAGGCUUGCAUUGCAAGAUGUUAAAUCUCUCUUCUCAAAAGAGGUGAUUGAAGUCAUCACAGCCAACACAGAUGAUUUGGUACCUCUGAGUCUUGAUUUUUUGAGAAAAAACAAUUUGUCUUCCUCUUGGAAAAUUGUUGGGGUGGAAACUGUAGUUGAUAAUAAUGCCACUUUUGUUGAGCAAAACCAAAUAGUUCCAAACAUCAAACAAUCAACCCCUAGAGGCAAACAGGAUGAUUCUACAGAUGAUCGUUCUCAAUUUGUUGAUACACCUGCAAAAUUACCAAGAAGGCAAUUGAGAGAGAAUAUACGUGAAAGCCGUGCAGCUGACUUACUAAAGCAAGACGAAGAAGUAAAUGUAAAGCUUGAAAAUGCAGCCAUUGAACGUUCCAAAUCAGUUGACUCUGCAGUUCUGGGAAAGUAUAAUUUAUGGAGGAAAGAAAAUGAGAACGAGAACUCUGAUUCAACUGUACGCUUGAUGCGAGAUCAAAUCAUUAUGGCAAGGGUAUACAUAAGCAUUGCAAAUAUGAAAAAUAAGUAUGACUUGGCCGAAACCAAGGAAGAGAUAGACUCCAUGUCUAUCCUGUUCUUAUGUUUAUGGUUGUGGCACUUUUCAUUUUAUUGUGAACAAAAAAUGUCAUACAGUGCACCCGAGAAAAUCAAAACUAUGGGCCAACUGCUCUCAAAAAUUAGAGGGCAACUGUUUGAUUGCAAAGUAGUCACUGGAAAGCUGAGAGCAAUGCUUCAGUCAGCAGAUGAACAAGUUAGGAGCUCAAAGAAGCAGAGUACAUUCCUGAGCCAGUUAGCGGCCAAGACUAUUCCAAAUGGAGUGCACUGCUUAUCCAUGCGCUUAACCAUUGAUUACUAUCUCCUCCCACCAGAUAAAAGAAAGUUCCCCAAGAGUGAGAAUCUGGAAAAUCCAAAGCUAUACCAUUAUGCACUUUUCUCUGACAAUGUCUUGGCUGCAUCAGUUGUUGUCAAUUCAACCAUUACGAAUGCGAAG